AAAGAGAAACUUGACACCUUAACCGUGCUGGUAAUGAACCAGUGGCCUGGGGUCAAAUUGCGAGUUACUGAGGGCUGGGACGAAGAGCAUUAUCAUGCAGUUGGUUCUCUCCACUACGAAGGUCGAGCAGUGGACAUCACGACCAGUGACCGCGACAGAUCCAAGUACGGCAUGUUGGCUCGGCUGGCGGUUGAAGCAGGCUUCGACUGGGUCUACUAUGAGUCACGCUCUCAUAUUCACUGCUCUGUAAAGUCAGAAUUAUCUGAGGCAGCAAAAUCUGGAGGGUGUUUUCAUAGUGGCGGAAUCGUUAGAACUAAAUAUGGACCAAAACAGCUUUCUGAGGUGAAGAUUGGAGACGAGGUUUUAGCAGUUGACAGUGAAGCAAAGUUGGUAUUUACGGAGGUUUUACUUUUUUUGGAUCGUGACAUCAAUUCUCUUCGACAAUUCUACACCAUUGAAACAGAAAGAGGGGUUCGGAUAACACUGACCAGAGAUCAUCUUAUUUUCACAUCCGCCGGCAAUUCUUCUUCGUUUGAAAUGAAAAAUUUUAAAACAACUCUUGCAAGAAAUGUACAAAUAGGAGACCGUAUUUAUGUGUACUCUGACAGCCCUGUUUUCAAAACAGCAAAUAUACUUCUGCACUUAGAACGUGUGAAGACAAUCAGUGUGAAUGUUGAUGUGGGGGUUGUUGCUCCCCUCACGCGCGAGGGAAAUUUAAUUGUAGAUAACGUUGUUGCGUCCUGUUAUGCACUUUUAAAUGACCAUUAUUUAGCUCAUUUGUCAUUUGCUCCAAUUAGGUUCGUUGAGAAUGUGAAAGACUCCACACUUUACUUACUCCAAAGGCUUCACUUACCACAUGCCAAUUCGUCUCUUCAAAGAAAAGUCAACAAUACUAGUGAGGGCAUUCACUGGUAUGCUAAAUUUUUGCUCAGUUUUGCUUCUUACAUUUUACCCAGAAGAUACAUUAGUCAAUGA
Messenger RNA from Limulus polyphemus (Atlantic horseshoe crab), 975 nucleotides. Its product is annotated as sonic hedgehog protein A-like. The transcript has 2 exons. The record is from RefSeq and is a predicted model, not a curated record. Gene Ontology annotation, molecular function: patched binding; calcium ion binding. Gene Ontology annotation, biological process: smoothened signaling pathway; cell-cell signaling; protein autoprocessing. The coding region runs from base 34 to 975 and encodes 313 amino acids. Lineage: Eukaryota; Metazoa; Arthropoda; Merostomata; Xiphosura; Limulidae.